Messenger RNA from Etheostoma spectabile (orangethroat darter), 3336 nucleotides. RefSeq names its product protein ELYS. Lineage: Eukaryota; Metazoa; Chordata; Actinopteri; Perciformes; Percidae. The transcript is spliced from 19 exons. The coding region runs from base 234 to 3023 and encodes 929 amino acids. The record is from RefSeq and is a predicted model, not a curated record.
GAUUAACAUGUACCAAAGUAGCUUGUGUAAGAAGAGAACAGCAUCGUAGCCACAGGGCCAGUCAGCUAAUCUACGAGGCAGACAGAAUACACACAGCACUCACCUCUGUGCAGACCAAGAGAGAAGCCUAACGAAGCUAUUGGGAAAACUGAACCACAUCUCCAAUAAUGCUCCGUUGAUCCCACCAUGUGAACUCCCUUUUCUCGGUGUGAACCCUGGGGUCUGAGGGCAUCAUGCUGGAUACACAGGGCCAGUGGUCCAAGGCGUUAGCCGACAACAACAUAAGAGCCAUUAUCCGCUGGCUGCAGAAGCUUACAGCUAAAGGUAAAGCUGAUGUGGAGGAAAUCCUACUGACGUUCAGCUGCUGGGUAAAAAGGACAUCAGAGUUUGCUAAAAAUGAGUUAUUAACACUAUGUUUGAGCCACUGCCAGGGCUUGUGGAUGUUUCUAGACCACAGGGCUUUCACCAGGGUGCACAUGCUGCUCCAGAGACUGAGGAACUUGCUUACCCUGGCCCAGUGGGCAAAAAGGCAUCUCAGUUCAGCCCACCUCUGGCAUGGUUUAGGCAUCCCAUGUGUGGUCUGCAGGGAUACAUUCUGCUCUUCAGACGUCAGACGUGGCUGCUGGAACCGAGAGCACAGGGCCCUAAAGCAACACAUCUUGCUGGGACGGCUGGUUCUGUGGUGGGGCAUCAUGGGACUUUUACCCAAGAAACCUGAGGCUCACGAGGUGAAGCGCAUCUCUCAGAUGUGGAAGGAAAUGGAUCACAGCCAUCGGAACGCUUGUCUCAAGACCCCUAGAUGGGAGAAAGGAGAAAUGGAAAGAUGUAGGUCUUUGAUACAGGGUAUGGUGACUCAGCUGAACAGACAACAUGGGUGCAUUUGGACUUCUGAAGACUGCACAGACCAUUGCUAUCCUCCUCCUAAUCUACAGGCCUUGCUGAUGCUUGUGCUGGUGCCUCAUAUCGACAACAUGUCAGUCCAAGCACUCUUCAUGUACUUUGUUCUGGAUUUGGCAAACUCCCUGCAGUGCAAGGACGACCUCCUUAAAGCUUUCUGCCACGCUUUCACUAUUCCUUCCAGCUUUUCCCAACAAAUCAGGGCCUUCUGGAUGCUUGAUCAUGGACACAUCAAGGCCUCCAUGGAGUUAUUGUUGAGCCCCAGGACUGCUGCUCCCUGUGUCUCCUGGCAGCAUCAUUGCAUCAUCCACUGUCUGUUAAUGAGGAAGCAGCCUCAGUUGGCGUUAAGGUACCUCCACUGGACCAGACCUGCAAUAGAAAGCGCUGAAGAUGCUAAGCUCUGUGCAGAUGUGCUACUUCUAAACAGUUGUGUUUCUGAAGCCUGGGCUCUGCUGAAGAAAGGCCACACAGAAAGUGACAACAUGGUCAUGUACCUCCUCCAGGCUUGUAAUAGACUUGGUCUAUGUGCAAAGACUUUGAUGUGCAUCCCUGCAGAAUGCAACGGUGACAGGGGCACUGUAAAUGGAACUACAGGGUCACAGCUGCUACUGAUGAACAAAGGAAGACCACCCUGCCCGCUGUCUGCCAAACUGUAUCAGGCCCAGAGAAUCAACACAGUGUCACCGGAGGAACUGGUCCAACUAGUCAGAAAGGCUGUGAUGGAAGUAAGAAAGCCACAUCCCAAGAUAAGUGAGGUGGUGUGGCCGGAGCACACAGAGAGAAAAUCGAAAAGCAGAGAGAUGUAUCUGUCAACACAGGCUCUCCGUCACCUCACGCCCAGCCCCUCCCCAAUGGAAAUGGUAGAAGAAACUAAACAAACAGCACAUACAGAUGAACUAGAAGAGGAACAGCCUCAGCACCCUGAGUCACCAAAGGACAUUUCUUCUUCUGAGGAUCUGAGUUCUGAGUCUGUCUCAUGCUUCACCUCAGCCUUGUCCUUGCCUCUGUUGAGACGGGACCGUCCUUAUGUGUACAAAAGUACCUUGACCCUGCAAAGGAUCUCCUCUUUCCUCAAUGAUGGAGAGAACCAAAGCAGGGAAGAAAAAGAAGAAGAAGAAGAAGAAGAAGAAGAGAGUAGAACCCCUUCAUCAGUUGACGGUGACGCCGACCCAGAUUGCCUUGAGCGGACAAUGACACUAGAUGGCGCCACAGACCCCUUUUUUCUGGGCAACUUGAACAACGACGUUUUGGUAGAGCUGGUGCUUUCUUCACAGGAGGGAGAAGAGGGUGUUCAGACAGAUGUUUUAUCAAGCGAGGAUUUUUUCAGUGAUGCAGUUUCAAGAAUUUCCAUGGAUGAAACCCUUCCUGCAAACAACAACAGUACUACAGUAAUGAGGUCAGCCAACCAGUGCCCUCCCUAUGUGAGCCCAAGGUGGAGUGUCACAGCUUCAUCUCACCUGACUACGGUGUCAGAGAAAAUAUCUUGCUGUAAAGGAGAAAAAAUCCUUCAUGGUCCCCCAGAUGUCACAGAUUUGUGGAGCUCUGCAUUACCACUCAGCCACGAAGAACAAUCGUAUGGCAUCCCUUCAGAGAUUUUCAGUUUCAGUGAAGCAGCCCGUCACCAGAAAACAUAUGAGGAUCAGCAACAAGAGGAAGCAGUGGGAUGCUUCAAUCAAGACCUCUCCUGUGACCUGUCUGAAACCACUCAGAACAUGCUGACUGACCUUCCUCACAGCCUUCUGCCAGAGGAUAAUGUAGCCAGUGGCCCAUGGGCCUCAGCAGGGACCGCUCAGCAGGACAUUGCCCGUCUCACCCCCAUAUGUAGCUCUUUUUUCCCCACACAGCUUCAGAUCUCUGGUUUCUCUCAGACCCCCAGCCUAACCUGCAACAUAACAACCACCUCUGCUCCCUCUGACAUCACCAACGAGAGCUCCCCCAAAGCCCAAUUAAAAACAGAUGAACCCUGUGUCCAGGGCACCUCAGCCUGGCUCAAUCAUUGCAAAAUGGGCAGCUGGUGGAAACAAGACCUGGAAACCUGUAGUGCUUCCACUGGCCUUCUAUCUGCUCCAGAGCCAGGAGCAGCUAUCCCAUCAGGGAGACAAAGAAGAGCUCGCAGGUUGGAGUAGUUUGGGGAAGGAUUCACAAGGUGCCAUAAGAAGUGUGAGAACACUAUCAAGGAAAGGAAAACGAGUGAAGAGAGCAUGAAGAUUUAGCACAUCUAUGACACAGGACAGCACACGAGAACUGCACAGAAUGAAAUAUAUUCUCUACGUCUUUUAAAAUGAUGCAUCUUUCCUUUAAUUCAGAUAUACAUUUUUAACCUAGAGCAAAACUGUAAGAAUUAACUCACACCACUCAAUCAUUGAGGCAGAAGUCCUGCCACGCCCUUUUUCUUCCACUGUAAUAUCACGUGUCAGAAACACUCAUUUCAUAAUGUAG